Messenger RNA from Vicia villosa (hairy vetch), 537 nucleotides. RefSeq lists its product as uncharacterized. The transcript has 2 exons. NCBI's taxonomy places the organism in Eukaryota, Viridiplantae, Streptophyta, Magnoliopsida, Fabales, Fabaceae. Bases 1 to 537 code for a protein of 178 amino acids. Gene Ontology annotation, molecular function: RNA-DNA hybrid ribonuclease activity; nucleic acid binding. The record is from RefSeq and is a predicted model, not a curated record.
AUGGAGGAUGAUUGGCAUGUAUUCUUCGGCUAUCAUGCUACUAAUCUUUGUUGGCGGGCAGCAGGUUUAUCUACUAUUGUUGAUCAUCGGCUACAAACUUUUAGUGAUGCUAAGUCUAUUAUCCUUGAUAUUUAUAAUAAAGAAGAUAAGAAAGAUGCGGGUCGUUUUGCUCUGGUGUUAGAGAGUCUUUGGAAGAAUAGUAAUAAUAUUGUGUGGAAUAAUAACAGGGAGGAUCUUUGGGGUUGGUGCCUUCGGGACAAUAUGGGAAGGUUUACCAUUGCAGGUGUAGCAUGGGAUAACGACAUUUUGUCUCCCUUAGAAGCUGAAGCUUUGGCUCUGAAGGAAGCCAUUCAUAGUGUUCUAACCAUGAAUCUGAAUAAUGUUAUUUUUGAAAGCGACUCUCAGGUGGUGAUUCAUGGAAUUAAUUCUACGGUUACCGGUAGGUCUGAGCUUAAUGCUCUUAUCAUUUCUAUCCAAAGAUUGUUGAGUUCUGUUACGAACUUUAAGGUUAAGUUUAUUACACUGUCGUCCAAUUAG